AUGGGCUCUCUCUUCAACACCCCUCAAGGCCGUUUGGCCGGCAAGAACGCCAUUGUCACUGGCGCUGCUGGUGGAAUUGGUUUGGAGACAUGCAUCCUGUUCGCCAAGGAAGGCGCCAGCAUUCUGAUGACUGAUAUCUCGGAGCCUUCCCUUGAAAAGGCCAAGGCCAAGAUUGCCCAGUUGGUUCCUGGCGCAAAGCGCGUCGAGACAAUGGUGUGCGAUGUCUCCAAGGAGGCUCAAGUGCAAGCCGCCGUCGAAUCGCUCGACUCCUGGGGUGGCCUCGAUAUCAUCUUCAACAAUGCCGGUAUCAUGCACGCACACGACGAUGACGCUGUCGGCACGCCCGAGAAGAUCUGGGAUCUCACCAUGGACAUCAACGUCAAGGGUGUCUGGUACGGCUCCAAGCAUGCAGUCCUGGCUUUGCGCAAGCAUAAGAAGACAAAGGGCAGCAUUAUCAACACGGCAUCCGUUGUCGCCCUGGUCGGCUCCGCCACUCCCCAGCUGGCCUACACUGCCUCCAAGGGUGCAGUCCUCGCCAUGACCCGCGAGCUCGCCAUUGUCCAUGCCCGUGAAGGCUUCCGAUUCAACAGCUUGUGCCCUGCGCCUCUCAACACUCCCCUUCUCCAGGAUUGGCUCGGUGAUGACAUCCCCAAGCGCAUGCGCCGCGAGAUUCACUUCCCAUCCGGCCGCUUUGGUGAGGCUAUCGAGCAGGCCCAAGCUGUCCUUUUCCUGGCAAGCGACGAGGCAAGCUUUGUCAACGGCCACGAGAUGGUAGUCGACGGUGGCAUGACCAAGGCCUACGUUACCCCCGAGGGACAGCCGACGGCCGCUCCUGUCAACAACGCACUAAAGGAGGAGCUCUGA
This is a messenger RNA of Pestalotiopsis fici W106-1, 864 nucleotides long. RefSeq lists its product as uncharacterized. Gene Ontology annotation, molecular function: oxidoreductase activity. The record is from RefSeq and is a predicted model, not a curated record. The coding region runs from base 1 to 864 and encodes 287 amino acids. The transcript is spliced from 3 exons. NCBI's taxonomy places the organism in Eukaryota, Fungi, Ascomycota, Sordariomycetes, Amphisphaeriales, Sporocadaceae.